Molecule: messenger RNA, 445 nt
Organism: Brienomyrus brachyistius
Lineage: Eukaryota; Metazoa; Chordata; Actinopteri; Osteoglossiformes; Mormyridae
Product: MAM and LDL-receptor class A domain-containing protein 1-like
Exons: 2
Coding region: 42-386 (114 amino acids)
Biological process (GO): nervous system development
Cellular component (GO): membrane
Source: RefSeq, a predicted model, not a curated record
AGGGGGAGCUGUGGAGGCUUGGCAAUGUCAGGCUGGAUCCUAUGGAGUGGUCUGCAUUCCGGAUUGUGGUAGAGGGUGUCCGGGGGACAGGAGUAUCUGGGGGCGUCGCCAUUGACGACGUGCUGCUGUCUAAUGGAGCCUGCCCACCCCCUGGAGUCUGCGACUUCCAGGGCAGUCUGUGCGGGUGGACCAACGUUGAGGCAGGCGACCAAGCCGAUUGGCUACGCGGGCGAGGGAGCUCCCCUCUUCCCAGCAUGGGGCCCCGCGUGGACCACACCAUGGGCUCCAGCCAAGGUCGUAUCUCCAUGGAGAAUGUGGUGCAAAACAAGGGCAGAACGAUAUUAGCCAAAUUUAUAAACGAUACGUGUGCGGCUCAGAGUGUUUGAGUUCACAGUUGGUCUCUCGCCAGGCUACUAUGUGUAUGUGGACAGCGCGGUGGGACAGA